Molecule: messenger RNA, 964 nt
Organism: Anopheles darlingi
Lineage: Eukaryota; Metazoa; Arthropoda; Insecta; Diptera; Culicidae
Product: complex III assembly factor LYRM7
Exons: 5
Coding region: 220-570 (116 amino acids)
Biological process (GO): mitochondrial respiratory chain complex III assembly
Source: RefSeq, a predicted model, not a curated record
CAAAAUACAAAGCGGAAAAUGGCAACAACCCUGGAAAACGGUUGUUUUGGUUCUUCUUAUGUUUUUCUUCUUCCUUUCCGACUUCACAAAUCGCCGGAUGAAAAAGUAAAAAGUAGCCGAGGAAAACCGCAGCGCGAACGAUCCUCAAAAAGUCGAGACUGAAACUACGAAAAAGGAUUCUACCUUUCCUUUUACCUAAUCAUCACCGGCAUUAAAAUCAUGAGUUCUCUUCGGCGUGAGGCCCUCCGGUGGUACAAAAUUCUGCAGCGAACUAAAAAUGAGGUCUUUGCCGGGGAUUUCCGAACGAUCACGGCCGCCAGACAACGUAUCCGGGAAGAGUACAUCAAGAACAAAGAUCUUACGGAUGAAAAAGAAAUCCAAGAGAAAAUUAAAAUUGCGAAGGAUGUCGAUGUCGAGUUGCGCAGUUCGGUCGUACAGGCCGUGCGAAAGAAUCCAACCGUGUUUGAGGCACGAAUCACUCCCGAUACGAGAAAGUUGGACAACGUGAUGUUCGAUCCGGAGGCCGAGCUGCCAGCACCCCGCAGUAAGAAGUGUAAUGAUAAGAAAUAGUCAAAUGUCUUCCAAUCGUAGCAAAAACAAACUGUUUGUAUAUAGUUAGAGUAGUUUGUGGGCCUUCCGGGGCGGCAAAAUCCAAUUCAGGAGCAUUUCUGAGACCCUUGGCCGGUGAACGCUUGUAAUGCCGAAGAGAACUCACAGUUACGCAAUAGACGCUGUAAUCGGGUAUACUUUGAACGUUUACUUUUCCAAAACGCAAUGAUAUGAACAACAGCUCGAGUUGUGUGAUGAUGCCGGGGAAAACUUCUAUUUUUAUUUAUUUUUAGUGAAAUUGCGAGUACUGCGAACAUGUUUCGUGCAGACAUAUCCUUCACAAACAACCUCGUUGUUCGUUAUCUGAUUGAAACCUGAAAUUGGUGUGCAUUAUUAUGCAAUCAAAAUAUAAAGC